UUUCUUGCCGGGAUGGGGGGUGAAAGGCCGGGGCCGCGCCGGGGGGGCAAAAUGGCGGCCAGGUUGAGCGGCGGAGAGAACCGGCUGGUGUCACUGCCGCUGUCGCGCAUCCGCGUCAUCAUGAAGAGCUCGCCGGAGGUGUCCAGCAUCAACCAGGACGCGCUUUUCCUCACCGCUAAGGCCACGGAGCUUUUCGUUCAGUAUUUGGCGUCGUACUCCUACAAACACGGCAGAGGCAAGGAGAAGAACGCCCUCACUUACAGCGACCUGUCUCACACUGCAGAAGAGUGUGAAACCUUUCAGUUCCUUGCAGAUAUCUUGCCAAAGAAAAUCCUAGCUAGCAAAUAUCUAAAAAUGCUUGAAAAAGAGAAGCGAGAUGGAGAAUUGGGGAAAUGCGAUGAAGAAGAUGAUGAUGAAGAUGAUGAUGAAGCUGUGGAUGAAGCUGUUGGAUCUUAAGGCUAGUGGAGUGGCUACUUCAUAGUUGAUCCAUUUUCUUUUGUAUAAAGGAUGUUAUUUUUGUGACUGAGAAUCCAGAUGCUGGAUAUAUUUAUACACUGAGCCAUCUGCUUUUGCUCUAAGAAGUUUAAAAAUUGAACUGUGUACUUUCUGAAGAAUGGAAUUCUUUCCUCAGAAACGUGGUUGCAAGAGAAGCACUAAUGUAAAUGUGACAGCAGAACUUGCUCAUAUGAUUGAAAAUGACUUCUUCAGACAAUCGUUAUCCAAACGUACAAUUCCUUACAGGCAGCUCUCAGUCCAAAAGCUCUUUCACUCUUUAAAAGGGAGCUCUUCCCCAGUUUGCGUUUCUCAGGUGAGGGGAGGGUUUUUACACAGGAUCUGCUACCCCUGGUUCUCUUCUGCUUGGGGAGCCAGUAAGUGAUCCAACCCUUCUGCAGCUUUCUGGAACAGUGGCAGGGCAUUAGCAGUGGACCAAGCCCAAUUUUAAUAAGUGUUCUGUUUUGGUUUUGAUUUAGCUUUAAAAGGAAAAAAUAAUAAAGCUCUUGCUGUACUGGAGCCUAAACUGGCACAUCCGCACAGAAACUGAGUAGAGGACAAGAGCCAUUCCAACAGCAAAUGUGUUUCAGCAGCCGUGGUGAUAAGAAGUAGAUGUGAUAGAUAAUAACGUAAAUAUGUACGAGAACUUUUCUCUGUAGUCAGUUCUUGAUGCCUGCGGUUUGUCCGUGGUGCUCUAACAAAACAUGAGUUGAUUGAAGUCUGUUAAAUGUGGAUUGUUGAGAGUGAGCAACCCUUUACCACUUGAGUGACAGAGCUGCAUAGCUGAAUUUUCUUUGUUUUUUAUUAUAAAAAUGACUGUCCUGUGUACAACUUUAUAUGCGACUUUUUACAAUAAAUAUUUUUAGGAAAAAGCAACAGAGGAGCAGAAACUUCCUGCAGUUUUUUUUCCAGCUUCAUUCUACCAUAGAACAAAACUGUAUUGCAGCAGGAAGGCUGCAGUGAGUGCUAUGUGAUGUUUUACCUCUUGAGAGAUUCCCAAGUGGGUAUGCAGAACUGUGCUGUUGUUGAAAGGAUUGAGUUUUUUUGUUUGUUUAAUUAUUAAAAGUGUAUGGAGAGCUGUGGGAAACUGACAGUUGAGCACUGUGUGUUUGGGGUGGGAGAUGCUGCCUGCAGUAAGAUAUGUAAAUUAUGAACAGUGUUUUUCUCAGCACUUGGUGUAUCUAACACUUGCCAGCUUUGGGGGAACAGAAGCAGCUUCUUUCAUCCUAGAAGAAAAUUGUAUGGUAAACCUAUAGCAUAAACAGCAAGGGGCAGCAAGGUAAAACAGAGGUGGACUCAAAAACUGCUGUCCACCAUGAUGGUUGUGUUGAAAAGUCACAGAAAAACAGCUUAAUUCUGGAGCAGACACCUCUUGCUUAAGUCACUGCUGCACUACCUGAUCCACAGUUAGGUGGGUCAUGACCUAAGAAUCAGAAAUCCAAACCAGCCCCCAGCAAAGAUGUCACUGUACUGAGCGCACAGAUCUUGAGGGAAAGACAGCAGGACUGAUCAGCUUUGGGGCAAAUGUGCUUAUAUUUACUGUUCAGCUAAGUUUUAGAGCAGCAUUUUCCAUCACGAUUUCUUU
This is a messenger RNA of Phasianus colchicus (ring-necked pheasant), 2077 nucleotides long. It is a transcript of the gene CHRAC1, whose product is annotated as chromatin accessibility complex subunit 1. Gene Ontology annotation, cellular component: nucleus; CHRAC. Gene Ontology annotation, biological process: chromatin remodeling; DNA-templated DNA replication. NCBI's taxonomy places the organism in Eukaryota, Metazoa, Chordata, Aves, Galliformes, Phasianidae. The record is from RefSeq and is a predicted model, not a curated record. Gene Ontology annotation, molecular function: protein heterodimerization activity.